AUGACCAAGGAAACGGUACUUCGUAUUGAGGCUGUUAUAAACGAAUUUAUAAAAGAACAAAAGGCAUCCAAAGAUCUUGAUAUGAAAUCAAAUGAAUGUCCUAUGGAUUAUAAAAAGAUGUCUGGUAAAAACACACGAAAGAAGACAUUUUGGUAUAAUAUAAAUAAAAAUCCUACUGAUGAUAUUAUGCAUGAUACUGUUUAUAAUGCUUUGGUUGAGGAACAUCCUGAUGAAAUCACAAAAAUUGAAUGUGCUAAAGGCGGUUGGAGCAAGUACUGGACAGAAGUACUUCAAUCAAUGAAUGCAGUAAUCAAUGUCUUUGGCAAGGCUUUUAUUAGAGAUUUUCCCACUACACAAAAUAUAAAAUGGACGAAUGAUCACCUUUGGAGUGAAGUAGAUCUGAAUUAUAACGAUUCAUAUGAUACUUAUAUAAAUCGUAUUAUUAAAGAUGUGUUGAAAAUAAAUGAACGUACUGCUAAUAACUGUGUAUUUGUUAUUGCUAUUAUUGAUCUCAUGUUUGAUUCUAAUAUCAAAACUGUAACACUUUCUGGAGAAUUGAUAUUUCGACGCAUAACUGAUAGAGCCAAGAAACAAGAGAUAGCUUUAACAACAUCACAAAAGAAAUCGAUCACUCAAGAGAAAGAAAAUGAGUUUAUCGAAUUGGAUGGUACUUAUGAUGAUAAUGAAGAUAUGAUUUCUAGUUCAGAUGACAAUGACGAAUAG
This is a messenger RNA of Funneliformis caledonium, 723 nucleotides long. The record is from the annotation of a GenBank genome assembly. Lineage: Eukaryota; Fungi; Glomeromycota; Glomeromycetes; Glomerales; Glomeraceae.